Messenger RNA from Rotaria sordida, 387 nucleotides. Lineage: Eukaryota; Metazoa; Rotifera; Eurotatoria; Philodinida; Philodinidae. The record is from the annotation of a GenBank genome assembly.
AUGUUAUCACAAGAAGAGUAUGAAGAUAUUAAAUAUAAACUUAAAAGUAUUCCUUCAAGUAUUACUGGUAAACACCGACAAAAUCUUUGUCGAAUAUUCAAGAAACAACUUAAAGAGCACGAAUAUACAUCAACAUAUCCACCUUUCAUACCAUUAUCUCAUAAAUUAUUUUUUAUUAACUAUGCUACAACUGAACAAACAUUGAUACACCUAAUUGAAACAAUAAAUAUUUCAAAUAUAUUUACAUUAGAUACUGAAUCAAUAUGUAUUUAUAAACAACCCAAUCAACCAACUUUAAUCCAACUUCAAAUAAUACGACAAAAAUUAAAUUCAUAUGUUAUAAUUAUUGAAGUUUAUCAUUUACCACAAUCAACAACAAUUACAUAA